This is a messenger RNA of Plasmodium relictum, 930 nucleotides long. Its product is annotated as Plasmodium exported protein, unknown function. The transcript is spliced from 2 exons. NCBI's taxonomy places the organism in Eukaryota, Apicomplexa, Aconoidasida, Haemosporida, Plasmodiidae. The record is from RefSeq and is a predicted model, not a curated record. The coding region runs from base 1 to 930 and encodes 309 amino acids.
AUGAGGUCUUAUAAUAUAUCCCAUAGCAUUCCUGGCACAACUUUAAUUUCAAGAAAUAUAAUAUUAAAUAAGCGCAUGGACGAUUUGUUUAGAGAUUCGAAUAAUAUAUCUAAAAACAGAAAUUGUACAUACUCCAUCCUGUGUAGAUUCAUUAUUGUAUCGAUAAUUUUUUUUUUAUAUAUUUAUCCUCAAUAUUCAUAUGAGUCACAGGAGAAUGUAACUAUGGGACUACAUUUCAGUGAGUAUCAUUCAAGAAUAUUGAUCCAACAACAAAUUGGUAAUAUAAAAGCAGUAAAUAGACAUAAUAAAAGGAACUUUGAACAAUUAAUGUAUAAAUAUGCGGGUGAAAGUAAAAUUAUUAUUGUUGGGAUGAUCUUUGGCAUGAAAAGUGAAUUAAUGCAUUGUCCUUCAUUAGAAGAAUAUCCUUCAUCAUUAAAACAACCUUUAUGGUUAAUGUGGAGUGAUUAUUUAAAUUUGAGAAUAAGUUAUUUAGAAGUUCAAGAAAGUCAUAAGUUUGAUGAAUUAAAAAGAUCCGAAAAUUCAUAUCAUCUUUUUUUAGAUAUAUAUGGUAGUUUAAUUAGGGAAUGGAUUAAUUUGCGUUUGGAGCUAAGUAAAACGUUUUUUUUUUUUUUGAGGUAUGUGUACGUUUUGCUUAAAUAUGCAUAUAUUUACGAAAAUAAAACUGGAGAUACUAUAAAUAUUAAGAAUCUUUUAUUUGAUGGAACAUUGGGAAUUCCAGGUGCAAAAAUGAUAACUGGUGAUAAAAGUAUAGUAUUAUCUAUAAAAGAUCUAUCGAAUUUAAAAUAUAACGAUAUGGUUAGAUUAAAUGAUAGCAAAAUUGCUGAAGCAUUAAAUGAUCUAAUAGAAUCGAUAAGCAUUAAGGAUAAAUCUCGAAAUUGGACAUUGCUAUUUAGAGAAAAAAAUAAAUAA